AGCAUCACGAAACCCGGAAUUUAUCAAUUCCACGAAUUCCGCACAAACAAACGAAUGGCGAUGAGCAAAGAUAAUCACUCGCCAACGCAAACAAAACGAACGCCGGCCAAGUGCCAAGCAAAAGCGCGCGAAGCGAUCCGCGGAAACAGUGCAAGAGCAAAUUUGUGAGAACUCUUCCCGGUUCUGUUCGAAUUCCGUGUUCCGUCGCUGUGCGGGGGUCGCAGCCAACAGAAAAAACUCGCCCGAGCCGCCCAAACCACUUCUCGCGACAAGGUGGCCGAAAGGGGCGGGUCCCCGGCCAAGCCCAAGUAACGCCUCUUCCACUAUUCCAUCUCACUCUGUCUCACGGCGCUGCAAGCUGCACUACUACACCUUCUAUCUCGCUCACACUCUCUUACCAAGUCCAAGAAAAUCCCAGGCUGACCCGGUUCGCGCCCAGUUUCGCGUUUUCAGUUUGCGUCGGAAAUUAAAAUGUGAAAGAUAUCAGUCGGGACGUCCGCAAUCUUCGCGCAAAGUGGAAAUUAUUUACUUUUCUCUGGUUCAGCUGAGGAACGGAAACGGCCCCGAAAGCCGCCAAGGAAAAUGGCUGAGUCCUCGAGGUCCGCGGAAAGCCGCUUUUAACGUUUCGCUGGUUCGGUGCGGCAGAAAAUUGCAAAACAAAAGAAUAUUCACUGUCGCGGAUGCUGUGCGUGCGGGCAGAAGAGAAACUACCGGAAAGUCGGGAAAAUUUGUGAAAAUUGCGAAUUUGUUUUUUUUUCUUCGGGAAAAGUGCAAGAGUCCGCGUGUGUAUGUGUCGUUGACGGUUCAGCGCGAUCUGAUUUUCCACGUGGGACGGUGGAUCUGAAAAACGCAAGAUAGAUUUUCACGCUCAAUUCGGCGCCUUGCAUUCUUGUGAUAAUUGAGCGCUCGCUUUUCCGUGUUUGCCGGCUCGGAUUUCACACGGUUUUCCGUGAGUUUGUUGGAGAAUUUUCUUGGGAGGCGGAUGUUGCGCCUCCAAGUUGUCCGUUACUUUGGUGCGUGAGUGAGUUUCUGUGCAAUAACGCGUGCCCCGAGCAAGUGUCGAGUGGAAUAAUCGCCAAAGAGCCAAGCCAAGUGCAUUGGGAAAUUGUUGUGUUGCGUUUUCAGGGUUUCGCGUGAAUUGCAAUAGAAUUCCAGAGGAUUAUACCCGCCCUCCCCCAGUUACAGUUGGACCGUCCCCGUCAAAGGAUUAUAUUUUGUGGAUUACUCGAUUGCUUGCUGCCGAUUCCACGGUUUUGACCUCGCAACGGAUUUUUAAUAUAAGAUAACUUGAUGAAAUACAUAUAAGGAUACGUGUUUUAACAUUUUUCGAAGGUCGCACGGAUUAUCUAUCACAACCCAGGCUUCCACGAAGACACCUUCCUCAAUGGACGAGAAUACUGAAACGAGUUGGAUUCCUUUCAUGAAAAGGAAGCUAAAAACAUAAAACUUGUAACACGGUGGACGUUAAAAAGGCAUGUUGGGUGCAACAACAUUGUCUGAAGGUCGUACACUGGGACCAUUGCCGCCACCACCACCGCCAGCCCUUAGCAAAUUCCUACAGCAUCACAACCGGUGUUGUCGAACCACUCAAAACCUAUCCUCGACCACUUCAAACAGUGGCAAUUGUAGUAAUAUUUGUAGCACGGAUAGCAACCAUCUUAUAUGGCCUCGAUUAUCGUUCCCAUUGCCACCGCAUCCAUAUCCGCUACCGCCACCGCCACCUUUCUUGCCACCACCACCACCACUACCACCUACAGCACCUGCAUCAUCGCUGGAAGCUGCUACGAAAGAUACCUCACUGCAUCCGGACUCUGCUGCACAUCUCAGUCGUCGCAUCCAUAGCACUGGCAAACGUACCUGUGGCGGUAGUAAGGGCGGUCAUCCCACCAGCAGUAAGGGGAGCAGCUGCAAGAGCACCACUGCUGCACUUAAAGUUCGCACCAGCUCUAAAGUGACUGAAUCGGUAUUUGCAUCAGGAGGUUAUAGCACGCCUCCUGCGAAUACACCGUUCCUACCCGUGUCACCUUUUGAAUUGGUAGCGAAGAAUUUCCAUCAAACUGGAUCAGUUACUUAUAGUCAGGCAAACAGCAUAUUCGUCCAGUCCCAAACGGAUUACUUAAGUACGUCUGCGAUUUCAAAGAAGACAGAGACAUGUUUUGGUCGUUGGGAGCAUACCUCCCUCGAACCACUACAUAUUCAGGUGCCACCCCUACAGCCAGUGACCAAUCUUACCAUUAAAUCAGAGAGCAUCAGUUGCGGAAGUUCACGUGGAAGCGCAACAAAAACAGACACAGAUCUGUUAACUCCACAUCAGUCACAAAAUCAUCCCAGUUUUCCUCAACACCAUCAAUAUUCGCAACUAGCCUCCUCUCAGGUAGAUGGCAAUCCCCCCGACGGUCUGGUGACAACAAUGUCUACUAGUAGCCCGUCGACAACGACGUUAAUGCACUCCACGAAUGAUAUUACAAACGGCUGCAGUCGAACUAUACCCAUUUCAUGGGCCACUUCAGCAUCAUCUGGAUCUUCUGGAUCAUCGGCAUUGUCGUCAUCUUCCACAUCAUCAUCAUCGCUAGCAUCGGUGGCAGGUUCAGGAAUAACCUCAUCUCCUAGCGUUCAACCUUCAUCCACGUCUAGCCUUUUGGGCUCUACAACAAAUUCUCCAUAUUUCCUGGAUGGCCACGGUAUUACCUCGUCAGAGAUUGCAUCCGCGUCAUCUUCAGGAUCUGGUGGUGCAGCAACACCAUCAUCAGCUGUGUCCUCGACGAAUUUGACAUUGUUACAAAUCAAGAGGGAACCGUGUCAAGUAUCUGAGGUAACAACCUCAAACAACCUAGGACAAUCACAUCAUCCUACCCAGCACCAACAUCCUCACGGCUCGAAUCCGGGCCAUCAUCAAAGGACCGCUUUAACAGCCGUUGUCAAAAUCGAAUCAUCGUCAUCCCCCAAAAGCACGGUCAUGGACAACCAUUCGAUAUCUGUGCCGCAAAGUUCUGCAGGAGCCAUCCCUGUAGGAAUAGCUGUGGCACGACAACGACUCCAAGAACACACAACGGUUUCCCAUCAACCCAAAGAGAUUAAUCGAUUUGGCAUCGGAAUUGCUGAUAUUGGUGGCGCCGCAUCAUCUCUUAGCCAAAACAUGUUUUUCACCGGAACCAAUUCGACCAUGAUACCAUUGAAUUCGGACGCCCUUACGAUGGGCGUGUCCAAUGUCCAAAGUGCAGUUCGAACUCCGCCCACACUAUGGCAAUAUCCAACAGCCCCGGUACCUGUUGAAUCGAUGGUGCCUAUGCCACCGGUCGGCUUCCAAUUGGUUCGUGAUCCCACAACAGGUCAAUUUCUAUUUCUGCCGACAGCCGCAACAAUAGAUUUUCUCUGUUUAGAACCAUUUCAACAAGCCCUGGUGUGGCCGGCAUACUCACAAACUACAGCAGCAAUUCAGCCCCCGUUGCUGAUACCGCCACUAGCUCAACCGCCCCCAUUGGCUCCGUUGCAGCUAUUGGGCUCUGAUUAUCUGACUACAGCCAGUACAACAUUGCAUCAGCAUACUCAAACACACAGCACUCGUUUCGUUGCCCUCACAUCCGACCCCAAACGGAAGACCACAACAGGACCUACAAUCCCUCUACCAAUCCCGCAUCAUGCCCUCAUUAAAAUCGAAGAUUGUAGUAGCGGGAGUACAACUACAACAGGAACGGGGACGACAACGGCUCAUCAUCAUCACCAUCAUCAGGCAGCAAUAUUCGGUGAUGAAAAGACAAACGGCUCAAUACACGCGUCGGCGGCUGCUGCAUCCGCGGCGACAAUUACAACGGCUGUACAAACUAACGACAUGGGAACAAACAUCCCAACUCAAUUGUACUAUCAUCAACCCUCCGCGGGGCUUAUUCAAAUUGCUCCACAUCAUGGCCAGAGCAAUGGUGCAAGUAUUCAGGAAUGUCGACCUCUUGUGGGCCACGAGUCUCCUCCGCCGCUCGUUAUACCGCCGAUGCUUGGAGCGGCAACCGUGGCCGCGACUCCUCCGGCCACAGGUGCAACCUGCCUCACGCCACCACCUGAACAAACAAUUGCGGCUGCAGCCGCUGCUGAGAACAUGAAUUUGGAGGCAGCAUCAAGUUGCGUUCCCGAAGUUCAAGAUGCAACUAUCCAAACCGACACGCCGGUCAUGAGUGAAGAUGACACCAUCGAAGAUUGCUCGUAUGCCAGCAAUGCGGGAGACCCCCCGGAGCCCCGGGACUCCACCAUAAUUCCGUCAUCGUCGACAACGUCUCUGUUGGUUGCACCAUCGACGGACGUGUGCCAUAACGUCUCUAGUAAUUGUUGCCCUCCAGAGGAGUGCAAUUUGCAAGAGUCGUCUUCAUUGUCUUCAUCUUCCAUGCCCAAGGAGUCCCUCAGUGAAAUGGUCAUAGACUCAAGCAGAAACGAUUCUGGUUUCGAUAGCAAUGCUGUGACCUCAACGAACUCCCUGGAAGAGUCCGUUUCACAGGCUAAUGAGGCAUGGAAUUACAGUAAUAAUGUGGUAGAAGAAGCUGAUCAAUCGGCCGCCAAUCUCACCGCAGAUAUAGCUAACAAUAGCAUAUCAGACAAAGAACAAUCAAUGGUUAAUAAGGUCACAUCCACUCCGGUUGAUCUAAGCGGUUUAGAACUCCUCUCAAACAUCAGCAUGGAAAUCGAAAAGAAAGUUCCCUUCAUCAAACAAGAACCAAUCGAUAUGAUCCCCCAAACACCGACCCAACUCCAAUCGACCCAAGAAGCAGAGCUCCACGAACAAUCAUUCUUAGCUCCAUCUCAGACGGCAAUUUGCAAUGGGGGCUCGAGUGAAGUUUUGGACGAGAAGUCUUCCACUGAACAGUACCCCGAACAAUUGGGAGGACUGAAUUUGCUCUGUGCGUUGGCCGAGCAACGAAUCCAAGAAGAGGAUGGUAAGCGACAUCGCAAACGCUCCUCAUCUUCAUCGGCAGAUAGUCACGGGUCGAAAAAGAAAAAGCAUAAACAUUCCAAAUCGAGCAAGAAAUCGCGGCAUGAUAAAGAGAAAAAGGAUCGUAAACGCCAUCGACAUUCACAAGAUGAGGAACAUGCCGCCGAUGGGUCGUCUGUUGCGGUCAGUGGAGCCGCAAGCAGUAGCCAGCAGGACUAUGGUGCCGACGAUGCUAACGCAGGGGACGAAGACGACAGCGUUGGAAAAGAGAUUAAAGAAACUUUUAUCAGAGUCAAGGCACAAUAUGCAACGUGUAGCACUUGCAAAACUGAAGCAAGCCCGCCGCACUGCUGCAAAGAAAAGUGCAACUGGCCCACGCCCGAAGAACUGAUCAGUGCUAUGGAAACGGACAUGCGACUCAGACUUGCAGACAUAACGCGACAGUGCCAGGAGAAGAAACGCGAAUUGGAGGAGAUCAAUCCAUUGCUGCAAGCGCGCAAGAGCCAAUUGCAAUCAGACCGAGAAUCGACGCCUGUUUCAAGCAAGAGCUCUGCUUCGAGGACGUUCCUCUCGGACAAACCCGGUCCCAAGUUCACUUGCCUCUCUCCUAGUCUACUCUCAGAAACGCUUGGCGGCAUUGAGUUGCCGAAAGCUUCCAGUGAUACUGAAUCCAGUAAAUUCGAAGAUAUCGAAACGAGCUCAUCAUCGUCAUCGAAGCGAAAGGCCGGAACCCCUCGUAAACAUGAUGAAGGGAGCACAGAAACGAUAGUUGCAAAGAAGCCUAAAAGUCUUGUGGGCUACAUUCUAGCCUCAAAGAACCGUCACAACGAAAAUGUUAAGGAGAAGAAUGUCUUCGAUAGUGCUGGCUUCCUGACUGACGAUGCCAGUGUAUUUUCCGAGUCCUCCUGUAAACUUCGAGCUAGUGUGUUCAAAACCGAGCUCAAAACUACAAUCAAACAGGAGGUUUUCGAUGAUGAGCAUUCAAAACAGACAACUCCCGACUCAUUCCCAAUGUUUAGUGAUAGUAGUAACUUUACGCCUGAGAAGAAAGUCCAUAAGAAGUCGACGCGACACCAUUCGAAACAUAAGAAGUCAAAAAGCAGCAAAGAAAAGAAGCAUAAAUCGUCCGAGGCGAAGGAGAAGAAGCGCAAGAUAGAUGACCGAUGUGUGCUCAAAGCCGAGCACUUGGACAAGGACAAGACUAGAGUACUUACGGCCAUGGGUGGAUUGUUCUAUGCAGGGUGUUUGAGCCCCCUGCAACCACCUGAUGUGUAUGCAGUAACGUUGGAUGGGGAGCGGGGUAACCGACCACAUAUUAUGUCCCGCGAAGAGGUCUUGAGGGAUGCUAUAUUAGAAAUCAGUCCCGCAUCAGUUGAGGAAGUCCCACCUGGAACUCGUUUAUGCGCUUACUGGAGCCAGCAGUAUCGAUGCUUGUAUCCAGGCACGUCGGCUGAGCCCGGUACCCCCGACUCCGUCUACGAUAAUAAGUUUGUGAGCGUGGAAUUCGACGAUGGCGACAGUGGAAGGAUUGCUCUGGAAGACAUUCGGUUUUUGCUCAAUGAUUAUCCAAUUGUCGAAUACGACCCGAAUCCAUUGCUAUCAUUGGGGAAGCGCAAGCGUCGCAUUAGUCAAGCACAAUCUGAGGCUGCGUCAGGUUCAAAACCUGCAGAAGCCACCCCGUCAACCAGUCAAACGAAAACAGAAUUAUGCAGCAGUGACUACCUUGAGCGACGACGAUUGAAGAAAAUCCGAAAAGAUCGUCAAAAACGACUCGAUCUCGAUGGAGCUGAAGGAUCAGAACGUAAACACAAGAAGAAGCACAAGUGCACCGAUGAGUUUUGUAAGCAUCGAAAGCACAAGAAGAGGAGGAAGCAUAAGAAGCGUCAUCAUCGUGAAAAUGUUGCCGCCGCGGAUUCGUCACAAGAUGCUGACUAUUCACAGGAUGCAUCCCCAGUCGAUGAACAAUACACCAUUGAACAGGACGACAGCAUAUCACAGAAUGGCGAGGCGAAUGAAACUGAGGCUGCUACACCGAAGAAGGAAGAACCCGAAGAGGAGGCUGAUGCGUUCGACCCAAAUGCAAAGGAGGAUACAAUGACAGAAGAGGAGGUGGCUUCGUCGAUCACAGAAAGUUCAGGAUCAAUUUAUGAGCCCGGGAAGAAGAAGGAACGUCAAAAUUCUGCCGACAAUCAUAGUAAGAUCGCAGCAUUCUUGCCUGCUCGACAGCUGUGGGCUUGGUCAGGAAAGGGAUAUCGUAGAGCGGGUGCUAAGGGACGUGCCAAGAAGCAUUUCUACAAGACAAUUCAACGUGGAAAGGAGACAAUAACGCUUGGCGAUAGUGCGGUAUUCUUAUCAACGGGACGUCCAGAUCGACCUUACAUUGGACGUAUUGAAUCCAUGUGGGAGACAUCUGCAAGCAAUAAAGUGGUUCGAGUUAAGUGGUUCUAUCAUCCCGAGGAGACUGUUGGGUGCUCUAAUCUCAAAUUUCCGGGUGCUCUAUUUGAAUCCCCCCACGAGGACGAGAACGACGUUCAAACGAUAUCACAUAAAUGUGAAGUUCUCCCGUUGGAUGCCUACACCGCGAAAUUCGGCCAGGACCCCAAGCAAUACCAGUCGAUUUACGACAACAACGACACCUACUACCUAGCUGGCUACUACGAUCCGACAGCACAAAAUCUCAAGCUUCAACCACAUAUUCCAACGCUAGCGGAAAACGACAAAUGGGCAUAGGUUCCCAAAAACACAAACCAUUUCACCUAGCCAAGCAGUCGUGGGUGGAAGGAAAAAAAAAUCAAAUCAAAAGUCCCAACGAUAUUUAAAUUUGUGAUGCUAUUGCUGUUGAAGAAAAAGAAAUAUUAAAUUUUUUUCUUUCUGUUAUUUCUAAGUUUGUUGUUUUCUCAAAACGAUAAGAUUCCUAAGAUUUUUUUUUCACAAGAAGAAAGAUGAAAGAUAGAUGACUUAAGAAAGAUUAGACUGUAAACAGUGAUCAUUGGAUUCAAUAGUGUGAUAAGAGCUGAGGAAGUAGAAACUCCCAGGAUAUGGGUAAUGCCAAGUAUACUAAAAAAAUUGAAAAUUUAUGGAAGAGCUGAAAUUUAGAUUUCUCUUGAUGAUGACGAAACCAACUACAGGAUAAAAGAUUAAUGUGAAAAGUGAUUGUUGACAAUAUUCUAUUGAUCGUUUGUUUUCUUUUUCGUAUAGUUUUAUUUGAUAAUUUUAUUUUAUAUAAUCUCGUGAAUGUUUUCUGUAGAAAUAUUUCACUGCGCGUCAGGAGGGUGUGGUGAGUUGUUUGGUCGCCACCGCGUCGGCGGCAGCGGCGGGUUUUUCUCGUUUUGCAAAGUAGAUCAGUAGAUGAAACUGCAAUAUUGCAUUAGAAACGCUGGUCGUAUUUCUUCUGUUUGUCUUUGAUAAGUAAGUCAUAAGUUACGAUAACUCCUUAAAGUACUUCAAUACUAAUACUUAGCUCUAAGCCCGUUGUAAAUUGAUGUACAUAAUAAUUUGAUGUUUUAGAAGGACAGGCGCGACCGCCUCCUUCGAUAAAGUGACCAUUCAAAUGCAUAUUUUAUUACCGUUAAACACAUCCAGUUGCUUUCUAGGCCUAAGAAGUAGACUCUGAGUAUAAACGUAGAAACAGUGACAGUGAAUAGACGACGAUUCCAUUACUACCCCCCUUAAACUGCUAAGGAUUAAGUUAAUGUUAAACAACUGUAAAAAUUGCUAACUAGUCUUCUUGCAAGAGUUCGAGAAGAUGCGAUCCGAAUCAAAAACUCAAAUCCCAUAUGUGUAAAAAUGUAUAGGAAUGACAAAGUCAAACUAACCUAAAGCUACUAUUAGUCUACGGAACUAUAUAUCAUCCACUUAAUCAUUGUAGUUUGUAAUUUACCUAGUGUUACUGAUUUAAGCGACUUUUGGGAACCCCGUUCUGUACUAUAAAAAGGAAAAAUUCAUGAAAUCUUAAGUGCGAAUCCUAAACAACCAUUUUGUAUCGAUCAGAGACGAGAGAUAAUUUGUGUUUGGGGUGUAUUUAUCGCUCUACGAUAAUAUUUGUUAAAUAGACGAUGAAAAUAACAAAAAAAAACAAUAAUCACAGAGAAAAUAUAUAUUUUUUCACGAAAAGAAGUCAAUAAAACUGAAAAAAUUUAUUAGUAACGCGUGCAAGAAAGUGAAGAUCUUGAAACUAUAAAGAGUUAAGAAGCAAAAACUGUGUACAUUUAUAUUAGGCUAAGCUUGGACGUAAGACCUAUAUUCAUUAUUAUUAUAUAUUAUCUUUAUUGAAAAAUAAUAAAUUUAAGAAAUUCAAUACGAAA
Messenger RNA from Hermetia illucens (black soldier fly), 9219 nucleotides. It is a transcript of the gene wge, whose product is annotated as protein winged eye. Lineage: Eukaryota; Metazoa; Arthropoda; Insecta; Diptera; Stratiomyidae. The transcript is spliced from 18 exons. Gene Ontology annotation, molecular function: chromatin binding. The record is from RefSeq and is a predicted model, not a curated record. The coding region runs from base 1475 to 7645 and encodes 2056 amino acids.